AUGGAAUCUAACAUUGAAAUUAAGGAAGAAUUUGUUAAAAGUGAUCAAAGACACAUAGAGAAUCAGUUAUCUACGUCAACUGAUCGUAGGGACUUAAAGAAUGGACCAGAAGAAGGUAGGGCCGUAAAAACUGAAAUUAAGGAAGAUUUUGUUGAAGCUAAUCCAAGAUAUGUAGAGAAGCAGGUAUCCACCUCCCUUGAUCUGGGUGACUUGAAGAAUGAACCAAACAACCAUAACACAGAUAAUACUGUAAAAGCUGAAAUUAAGGAAGAGUUUGUUGAAGAUGAUCCAAGAUAUAUAGAGAGUCAACUAUCCACCUCUCUUGAUCUUGGAGACUUAAAGAAUGAGGAUACCUCAGGUGAGAUAAAUAAUAAAAACAUGCAGAGGAACUUAUUGAGGUAUUUCAUAUAUCAAAACCUGAAUUUUUCUUUCUGUGUCUUUGUAUGA
This is a messenger RNA of Diabrotica balteata, 447 nucleotides long. The record is from the annotation of a GenBank genome assembly. NCBI's taxonomy places the organism in Eukaryota, Metazoa, Arthropoda, Insecta, Coleoptera, Chrysomelidae.